CAUCAGGACCAGAACGCACAGAGAGGCUGUCACAAGGAUGAAGUUACAUGCGUGAGAUCUCUGUAAACAUUUUGACGCGCGCAAAAAGAUAUUCGUUGCCAAUACGUCCGUUCGGUUUUACUACGUCUGUAGCUAUAGAUAAGAGAAGAGUCAGUAAUACAUUAAACAAACCUCGCGUAAAAAGCAGAUGCUACGUACCGAUGUUUGUGCCGGGAACGAAGGUGGCAAUAAAUCUAAGCGAUUUGCAUCGCCAUUUUCACUGACGUUGAACAUUGCUGUAUUUUGGGAAAGGAUAAAAGCGCAAUUCCUUUUCCACACCAAUGUGAGGAGGUUUCUUGUUUAAAUGGACGCUUUGGUCUAGUGGGAUGCACAUCAAUGUGUUGCCGUACUCGCUCUCCGUCGUAAUGGCCGCUCUUUAUCAGAGCACGGACACCUCUUCUCCGGACAAAUAUCUGGCCCUCAAAGACGUGAGAGAGGUGAAAGAAGAGACGACCCUAGACGAAAAGCUGUUUUUACUGGCAUGCGAGAAAGGUGACUACUACAUGGUGAAAAAACUACUGGAGGAAAAGAAACUUGGUGAGCUGAACAUUAAUUGUGUGGAUGUGCUGGGGCGUGAUGCCGUCACCAUCGCCAUAGAGAAUGAGAACCUGGACAUCCUGCAACUUCUGCUGGAACAUGGCUGUCAGGCGACAGAUGCCCUGUUAGUGGCCAUAGACUCCGAGGUGGUGGGAGCUGUUGACAUCCUGCUAAACCAUCGCCCACGGAGGGCCUCCAAGCCCUCUAUUGCGAAACUGAUGCAGCGUAUCCAGAACCCAGAGUACUCCACCACAAUGGAUGUGGCCCCGGUCAUCCUUGCAGCCCACCGGAACAACUAUGAGAUCCUGACCAUGCUGCUGAAGCAGGACAUCUCCCUGCCCCGGCCGCACGCUGUGGGGUGCGAAUGCACCCUCUGCAAUGCCAAGAACAAGAAAGACAGCCUGCGCCACUCCAGGUUUCGUCUGGAUAUCUACCGCUGUCUGGCCAGCCCCUCCUUGAUCAUGCUGACAGAGGAAGACCCCAUUUUACGGGCAUUUGAACUGAGCUCUGACCUCAAGGAGCUCAGCCUUGUCGAAGUGGAAUUCAGAAAUGACUAUGAGGAGUUGGCUAAGCAGUGUAAAAUGUUUGCCAAAGACCUCCUGGCUCAGGCGCGCAACUCAAGGGAAUUAGAGGUCAUCCUCAACCACACAUCCAGUGAUGAACACAUGGACAAGAGGGGCCUACUGGAGGAGCGUAUGAACCUCAGCCGUCUCAAACUGGCUAUCAAGUAUAACCAGAAAGAGUUUGUAGCACAGUCCAACUGCCAGCAGUUCCUCAACACCGUGUGGUUCGGCGAGACGGCAAGCUACAGACGAAAGCACACGUGCCUGAAGAUCCUAACGGUGCUUACCGUGACGAUGCUGUGGCCGCUCCUAUCCCUCUGCUACCUAUUCGUGCCCCGCUCACGCGUGGGCCAGGUCAUCCACACACCCUUCGUCAAGUUCAUCAUCCACAGCGCCUCCUACUUCACCUUCCUGCUGCUGCUCAACCUCUACUCGCUGGUGUACAACGAGGGCAAAAAGAACACCAUGGGCCCGCCCCUGGAGUUGAUCGACUACCUGCUCAUCCUCUGGAUUAUCGGAAUGGUGUGGUCCGACGUGAAGCGGCUCUGGUACGAGGGGCUGGAGGACUUCCUGGAGGAGUCUCGCAACCAGCUGAGCUUCGUCAUGAACUCGCUCUACCUGGCCACAUUCGCGCUCAAAGUGGUGGCGCACAGCAAGUUCAAAAAUGUGGAGGACACAGAGAGGAAGAACUGGGAUGCGUUCCACCCCAUCCUGGUGGCGGAGGGGCUGUUUGCCUUUGCCAACGUGCUGAGUUACCUGCGCCUCUUCUUCAUGUACACCACCAGCUCCAUCCUGGGGCCCUUACAGAUAUCAAUGGGUCAAAUGCUACAGGAGUUUGGGAAGUUCCUGGGCCUCUUCCUACUGGUUCUCAUCUCUUUCACCAUUGGGCUGACUCAGCUCUACGGAAAAGACCAGAAGGACCCUGCCAAGAGUGUGACCAAAGACUGUGAGGGCAUUUUCUGCCAGCGACAGAGCAAUGACACUUUCCACACGUUCAUGGGCACCUGCUAUGCGUUGUUCUGGUACAUCUUCUCCCUGGCCCAUGUGGCCCUGUUCGUUACCAGAAUCACCUACAAUGAAGAAGGGCGCUCCUUCGUGGGUGCCCUCAUCGUGGGAACCUACAACAUUGUGGUGGUUAUCGUCCUCACCAAGCUUCUGGUGGCGAUGCUACACAAGAGCUUCCGUCAGAUUGCUAACCAUGAGGACAAGGAGUGGAAGUUUGCCAGGGCGAAGCUGUGGCUUAGCUACUUUGACGACAAGUGCACUCUGCCACCCCCCUUCAACAUUCUCCCUUCCCCAAAAACCGUCUGCUACCUGGUGACCAGCAUGAGCAAGUGGAUCUGCUCACACACGUCCACUGGCAAGGUCAAGAGACAGAACAGUCUGAGGGAGUGGAGGAACCUGAAACAGAAGCGUGAUGAGAACUAUCAGAAGAUCAUGUGUUGCCUGGUUCACCGCUACCUAACCUCCACUCGCCAGAAGAUGCAAAGCACGGACCAGGCCACUGUGGAGAACCUCAAUGAUCUCCGUCAGGACCUCUCCAAAUUCCGUAAUGAAAUGAGGGACUUGCUGGGAUUCCGUACUUCCAAGUACGCUAUGUUUUAUCCCAGGAGUUAAGGCUCCCCUCUCAACAUCUCUCCCCCCAUGGCUACAUUUGACUUAGCAUGCAUGGAAAUUUCCACUGCUGCUGCUUUGGCACACAGAAGGAUGGAACAACCUGGAACUCCACUGGAACAAGUAUUCUCUGUUAAAGUAUCAAAUUGUCAGCCUUGUAUUAUAUGUUUUCAUUUCACUUGUUUUCUAAAAAUGGCAUUCUCAACAACAAAUAAAAUGAUUAAUAAAGAUUUAUGAAUACAAUAA
Messenger RNA from Conger conger (European conger), 2999 nucleotides. It is a transcript of the gene trpc1, whose product is annotated as transient receptor potential cation channel, subfamily C, member 1. The coding region runs from base 366 to 2756 and encodes 796 amino acids. The record is from RefSeq and is a predicted model, not a curated record. Gene Ontology annotation, molecular function: inositol 1,4,5 trisphosphate binding; store-operated calcium channel activity; protein binding. Gene Ontology annotation, cellular component: cation channel complex; membrane. The transcript is spliced from 13 exons. Gene Ontology annotation, biological process: manganese ion transport; calcium ion transmembrane transport; regulation of cytosolic calcium ion concentration. NCBI's taxonomy places the organism in Eukaryota, Metazoa, Chordata, Actinopteri, Anguilliformes, Congridae.